AUCUGGUGGAAAAUAUAAACAAUUUAAAUUUUGAAGCCAGAUUUUUGGAAUGAAGGCAUAUAUUAUAAUAUCAUAUAAUUCAUGAAUUUAUGCUUUAAUGGCACUGGGAAUCAAAUGUUGCUGUUUUAAUGGGGAAAUGUUUGUCCUGAAGGUCCCGAGUGCAACUAUUUUGUGUACUCAGUGUAUUGUAGGAAAUGAGGUUGAAAUAUCAAAAUUCAACCAAAAAUACACACCUUUGGCAAAAUUUAUGCCGCUGGCAUUAACAGCCAAAUGAUUGAAAAAAAUAAAUAAAAAUGUCCUGAAGAUUGCACAAGGGUUCAAAUAGUUUAAACCAAACUUAUGCAUGUUGUUCAUUUCCAAGUGGUUACAUUGUCUCUUUGUGUCUUCAUCCUGCAGGUUUUUGAUGAAAUUGAGUCAUGAAACAGUGACUAUUGAACUGAAGAAUGGCACACAGGUCCACGGCACGAUUACUGGUGUGGACGUCAGUAUGAACACUCACCUCAAAGCUGUGAAGAUGACGCUCAAAAACAGGGAGCCGACUCAACUUGAGUCCCUCAGUAUCCGUGGCAACAACAUCCGCUAUUACAUCCUGCCCGACAGUCUUCCUCUGGACACACUGCUGGUUGACAUCGAACCCAAGGUCAAGUCAAAGAAGAGAGAGGCUGUGGCUGCACGUGGCCGAGGAAGAGGGCGGGGUCGUGGCCGAGGAAGUGGGCGUGGCCGGGGAGGGCCUAGGAGAUGA
This is a messenger RNA of Xyrauchen texanus (razorback sucker), 742 nucleotides long. Its product is annotated as small nuclear ribonucleoprotein Sm D1-like. The record is from RefSeq and is a predicted model, not a curated record. Gene Ontology annotation, biological process: spliceosomal snRNP assembly; RNA processing. Gene Ontology annotation, molecular function: RNA binding. Lineage: Eukaryota; Metazoa; Chordata; Actinopteri; Cypriniformes; Catostomidae. Gene Ontology annotation, cellular component: SMN-Sm protein complex; precatalytic spliceosome; catalytic step 2 spliceosome. The coding region runs from base 344 to 742 and encodes 132 amino acids. The transcript has 3 exons.